Messenger RNA from Funneliformis geosporum, 1308 nucleotides. The record is from the annotation of a GenBank genome assembly. Lineage: Eukaryota; Fungi; Glomeromycota; Glomeromycetes; Glomerales; Glomeraceae.
AUGGCCAAUUGUAACUUUAUUGAUGAAGCCGUAAAAAUAAUUAAAAAAGCUAUUGAUGAAGACGGUAGAGGAGAAUACGAACAAGCCUAUAAACAUUAUAAUAAUGCUUUAGACUAUUUCUUCAAGGCGUUAAAAUAUGAGAAAAAUGAACAAAGAAAAGAUUCUAUACGUAAGAAGAUGAUCGAAUACCUCUCUCGGGCUGAAAAAUUAAAGGAAUAUUUAAACGGUAAAGAUAAAUCUAAAGAAAGCUCAAAUAAAAAAGCCAUUAAAGCAAAUGGGGAAGACGGCGGAAAGGGGAAGAAGAAAAAUGGAAAUAGCGAAGAUGAUGAUGAAGAAAGCAAAAAGUUACGAGGAGCAUUGACAAGUGCUAUCUUGACCGAAAAGCCUAAUAUUCGUUGGGAAGAUGUUGCUGGAUUGGAAAUAGCUAAAGAAGCAUUAAAAGAAGCUGUUAUCUUACCUAUCAAGUUUCCUCAAUUAUUUACUGGCAAACGGAAACCAUGGUCGGGUAUUUUAUUAUAUGGCCCUCCUGGCACUGGAAAAUCCUAUCUUGCAAAAGCAGUUGCUACUGAAGCAAAUUCUACUUUUUUUUCAGUUUCAUCUUCAGAUUUGAAUUCUAGACUUGUUAAGAAUCUUUUUACAAUGGCCCGUGAGAGUAAGCCAGCUAUUAUUUUUAUCGAUGAAGUCGAUUCGCUUUGUGGACAACGAGGUGAAGGUGAAAGUGAAGCAAGUAGAAGAAUUAAAACAGAGUUUCUCGUUCAGAUGAACGGUGUAGGAAAUGACCCAACUGGAGUCCUUGUGUUGGGUGCAACAAAUACCCCUUGGCAGUUGGACAGUGCUAUUAGGCGACGAUUUGAAAAAAGGAUUUACAUACCACUUCCAGAAGCAUCUGCAAGGGCUAAAAUGUUUGAAUUAAAUGUUGGUAAUACACCUUGUACUUUGACACUUAAUGAUUAUAAACAUUUGGCCGAAAUGACGGAAGGAUAUUCAGGUUCUGAUAUUGCCGUUGUGGUACGUGAUGCCUUAAUGCAACCUAUUCGUAAAGUUCAGACUGCAACACAUUUCAAAUCGAAGGAAGCACCUUCUUUCGAUGAUCCUGAAGUCAUUAAAAAAUACUUAACUCCUUGUUCACCUGGAGACGCUGAAGCAAAAGAAAUGACAUGGAUGGAAGUAAAUUCUGAUGAAUUAUUAGAACCUGAUUUAACUCUGAAGGAUUUCGAAAAAGCCAUAAAAAUUGCCAGACCUACAGUUAAUGCAGAUGAUAUUAGUCAACAUGUGAAAUUCACUGUAGAUUUCGGACAAGAAGGAUAA